UUUCUCUUUAACUACGAGCGGGGACGACGCCGCAGCAGAAGAAGAAGGAGAAGAAGAAGAAGAAGAAGAAUCACGCGAACGACGAAUAUAUUUACGGAAGGAUAAAGAAAGAAAGGGGAAUCGCGCGCUCAUGAUGUGCGGAUAUUACAGCUCUUCCUGACCGCGGGCACACGGAUCGACCUCGACAUCUCUAAGGAUUCAAGAUGGGAGUGACGGGGCUCUGGCCCAUCCUCGCUCCCUCGGCGCGACCCACGCCGCUCCCCACGCUGAACCGUAAGCGUCUCGCGGUCGACGCGUCGAUCUGGAUCUACCAGUUCCUGAAAGCGGUGCGGGACAAAGAAGGGAACGCCUUGCGCAACUCGCACGUCGUGGGGUUCUUCCGGCGGAUCUGCAAGCUGCUGUACUUCGGCAUCCAGCCGGUGUUUGUGUUUGAUGGCGGGGCGCCGGCGCUGAAGCGGCAGACGGUGUUGGGGAGGAAGAAGCGCCGGGAGGGUCGGAGGGAGGAUGCGGUGAGGACGGCGGGGAAGCUGUUGGCGGUGCAGAUGAAGAGGAGGGGGGAGGAGGAGCAGGAGCAGAGGAGAAGGGAGAGGGAACGGGAGAAGGCCGGGUUGAGAGGGGAUACCGGGGUCGUGGACGAGGAGGCGUUGCCUGCGGAGGCCGAGAUGGUUUAUGUGGGUGAGCAGGGCAUGAGCGCCGCGGAACGCCAGUCCACGCGCAAGUUCCACAAGACGGACGCCUACCAUCUCCCUGAUAUACCGAAUCUGGCCGAGAUGGGCGCGCCCAACGACCCGCGGAUCAUGUCGGCCGAGGAGCUGGAGGAGUACGCGCGGCAGUUCCAUAACGGAGAGGAUGUCAACCUGUACGAUUUCUCGAAGAUUGAUUUUAAUGGCGAGUUCUUCCUGAGUCUGCCGCCGGUCGAUCGGUAUAAUAUCCUGAAUGCGGCGAGGUUGAGGAGUAGGCUGAGGAUGGGCCUGAGUAAGGAGCAGCUCGAGGAGAUGUUUCCGGACCGCAUGGCCUUUUCGCGAUUCCAGAUCGAGAGGGUGAGGGAGAGGAAUGAGUUGACCCAGCGGCUCAUGCAUCUGAAUGGUAUGAAUGGUGAUCUAUUAGGGGUUGAGGGUGGGAGGAUAGCUGGGGAGAGGGGGAGGGAAUAUGUGCUGGUGAAAAACGAGGGUGUGGAAGGGGGUUGGGCAUUGGGGGUUGUGAGUACGGAUAAGAGUGUAGGGGAGAGAAAUAAGCCGAUCGAUGUUGAUGCUCUGCAUCAGAAGGCCAAGGAUAACCAAGAGAGUGAGGAGUCGGACGAAGAGUUCGAAGAUGUCCCCGUGGAAGGCCUGAAUAGGCUGCCGAAACUGCGUCCGGAUCAUAAUCAAACAUAUACUGAUUUCCAGGCGCAAGAAAUCGCUGACCAGAGACGGCAGUUCUAUGCUUCGAGAAAUCAGGAGAGCUCGAGAGCGGUUAGAGUCCCUUCCGAAGAACCCACUUCCCUAUUCGUGGACGACUCAAUGGACGCACGAUAUCCUACCAAUGGACACGACGAAGAUGAAGAUUUGGAUCGAGCCAUAGCCAUGUCUUUACAACCAGAUCAGGAGCCCAAUGAGGAGAUGGACGAAGAAGAGCACCUCAACCGGGCUAUUGCGCUCUCUCUUCAAUCCCAACACCGCCAUGAAUCGCCAUCUGAAAAUGAAGCCGAUUUCGAAGACGUCCCAAUGCCGGAAUACGAACAACGCCCAGCUGAGGCUCCUAAGCCUAUAACAAGUUCAAGCGGGGGUAUGAUCGCACAUAUCGUCAACAACAGAGCCAAUGCUGCGGUUCCCAAACGGAGAGCAGCAAGUAUCAGCAGUGGCAGUGAUAGUGAUAUGGACCUGCAAUCUGCGCUGGCUAAGGCUAGGAGAGCAAAGGCACCGGAAAAGACACGACAGCCUGUGCCUGUUGUGCAGAAUUUAAAGAGCCCUUUUGAUGGACCGUUGCCAUUUGAGAAGCUUGAUUUCGGGACCUCGAUUUUCUCGAAGAAGGCGACAGAAUCUGAACAGCCUGAUGAUGGCAAAGUGGGAGAUGGAGAGGGAGAGGAAGAAUUGGCUGGCGGGUUUGAUAAUCAGGCUGAAGAGCAACCCUCUAAACCUUUACCACCGUGGUUGGCCAAAAGCGGCGAUAUCCGAUCACAGAUCCAAGAGCAGCAGAGAAGGGAUUACGAGCUGAACGCUGAAGAUAGAGAAAUAGCGAUUGAAGAAGAGAUGAUCUUCCGUCGCGAUCAUGGACCUAUCGAGGUUGACUCUUCGGAUAAUGACAGUGAUGUUGAAGUUCUGGAUGCACCGCCGCCUCCGAAAAGAAGCACGGAGAAGAUGGAUGAUAUUGCAGAGGCUGUUAGGGCCGAACCUCCUGUCUCGGAAGUACCUCAGGAUAGACAGCCUAUCUCAAGUAAGGAAGAUCAUGGAGGAUCUGAAGAUGAAAAUGUAGAGUGGUCGGAAAGCGAGUAUGGGGAUGUGGUAGCAAAACCUGUCGGGGUUGACGCUGAGCGAAACAUUGACGGUAAACUCGAUACCGUUCCGGGCUCUAAAUCGACGUCUCCUGAGUUUGAAGAUGUUGAAGUCCCACAGCAAAACGGUGAAAACGAGAGUCCGUCAGCAGAAUUCGAGAAUAUCAACAUACCCGACACUGCAGCAGCUGUGCCCUCGCCCCCGGAAGAUGUACCGGAGAGACCACCAGCAGAUGACGAUUCUUUUAAUCGUCAGCAAGAAGAUGAUGAAUUCGACAUGAGUGAUCCAGAUGAUGACGAACUUCUCGCUCAACUAGCUGUUGAAGCCGAAGAACAUGCACGUUUUGCCAGCACUCUGAAUCAUAAAUCCGAGCAGGAAAAUAAGGAAGCUUAUGAAAGGGAGCUCAAAGCUCUCCGGUCACAACAGAAGAAAGACCGGCGAGACGCUGAUGAAGUCUCGCAUAUCAUGAUUACCGAAUGCCAAGCUCUCCUCCGUCUCUUCGGCCUCCCCUAUAUUACCGCCCCCAUGGAAGCAGAGGCUCAAUGCGCCGAACUCGUGCGUCUGGGUCUCGUCGACGGUAUCGUAACAGAUGACUCCGAUAUCUUCCUCUUCGGGGGUACCCGUGUCUACAAAAACAUGUUCAACAGCAAUAAAUUCGUCGAGUGCUACCUAGCCUCUGACCUCGAGAAGGAGCUCUCCCUCUCCCGCGACCAACUCAUCUCUAUCGCUCACCUCUUGGGCUCUGAUUACACUGAAGGGCUGCCAGGCGUUGGUCCUGUCACCGCCUUGGAGAUACUGUCCGAGUUCCCCAGUAAGAAUGGGCUUCAAGAGUUCAAAGACUGGUGGACCUCCGUCCAACUAUCCUCUACACCCCUAUCAUCCGAAACCUCCACCUUCCGUAAAAAGUUCCGCCGCGCCCAAGCCACCAAACUCUUCCUCCCGCCAGGCUUCCCCUCCCCAGCAGUCACCGACGCAUACCUACACCCCGAGGUGGAUUCCACCCCCGAGCCUUUCCAAUGGGGCGUCCCAGACCUCGAUCGCCUCCGCGACUUCCUAAUGGCUACCAUAGGCUGGAGUCAGGAACGCACCGACGAGGUCCUAGUCCCGGUCAUCAGGGACAUGAACCGACGCGCAGCAGAAGGCACACAGAGCAACAUCACGCGAUUCUUCGACGGCGCGGUCGGCACGGGCGCUAACACUACGGGCCGCAACGAGAGAGCCCCGGGGAGCAAGCGCAUGAAAGACGCGGUGAACAAGCUAAAAGCCAAGAAGCAGAAUAGCGUAGCGCUGGGCGAAACGUUCGCGGACCAGGCCCGCGAGUGGGCGGAGAAGAACGAUCUCAGCCUCACGGCUCGCGAGAAGGAUAAAGCGAGCCGGAAGCGCGGCGGGAAGGGGAAGAAACGCACGGUUGCGGAUGUUGAGAACCCUACUACGGAGACGGAAGAUGUAGAUGUAGAUGGUGGGGAUGCAGAUGCGCAGGACGAGAGUAGCGAGGAAGAAUACAGAGACGUGGAUUCUCGGAGGAAAGGGAGGGGGAAAGGAAGGGCGAAGAGGAAAAGGGUGGCUGCUGUUUGAUUCUAAUAGGGAGCUUCAGGUAGAGAUGGAGUAGGUAUGGAUAGGUGCUUUUUCUGGCUGUGGGAAUCCCCGUCAUAUAGGGGCGUGGUGUCUACGCAGUUGGGUAAAUAGAUUAUAAUGAGUUUAUGUCUGUAUACAUAUAUACGUCUUCCCCUG
Amorphotheca resinae ATCC 22711 is the source of this 4202-nucleotide messenger RNA. RefSeq lists its product as hypothetical. The record is from RefSeq and is a predicted model, not a curated record. Bases 204 to 4046 code for a protein of 1280 amino acids. Gene Ontology annotation, molecular function: single-stranded DNA binding; DNA endonuclease activity. Gene Ontology annotation, cellular component: nucleus. NCBI's taxonomy places the organism in Eukaryota, Fungi, Ascomycota, Leotiomycetes, Helotiales, Amorphothecaceae. The transcript has a single exon. Gene Ontology annotation, biological process: nucleotide-excision repair.